Molecule: messenger RNA, 240 nt
Organism: Funneliformis geosporum
Lineage: Eukaryota; Fungi; Glomeromycota; Glomeromycetes; Glomerales; Glomeraceae
Source: the annotation of a GenBank genome assembly
AUGUCUUUUCAGUCACCUAUAAAUAACUUUGUUGACAAGUUAGAUAUUAUUUAUGAAGAAGUUAUUUAUGUAGAGAUUCAAUAUCCUAUAGGUAAAUCUGGUGGUCAAAAUGAUAUGACUUGUUCUUAUCUUAGUGGUAGUGCUGUGAAUAAAGAUGAUAGAACUUGUCAAGGCAUAAAAAUAUGCGAAUUUUGUAAGUUUAAAACUUUAGGAAAUGCAGCACAAAUUAGUAGAUUUUGA